Hipposideros armiger (great roundleaf bat) is the source of this 1113-nucleotide messenger RNA. RefSeq names its product P2Y purinoceptor 3-like. Gene Ontology annotation, molecular function: G protein-coupled receptor activity. Gene Ontology annotation, biological process: G protein-coupled receptor signaling pathway. The record is from RefSeq and is a predicted model, not a curated record. Lineage: Eukaryota; Metazoa; Chordata; Mammalia; Chiroptera; Hipposideridae. Gene Ontology annotation, cellular component: plasma membrane.
AUGCUCUGCUGCCCAUUUUGUUUCUUCCCAGGGGAAGCAGAGGCAGGCGCAGCUGGGCUUCCAGAGGGAGCACCCCAGGAGAUGGAGAAGCUGGAUACGAACGCCUCAAAGGAACAAAGAUUCUGCCACUACUCGGAGGACUACAAGCAAAUCUACCUCUCUCUGACCUACAGUAUCAUUUUUGUGCUAGGGCUGCCCCUGAACGGCACUGUCUUGUGGCUCUCCUGGCACCAGACCAAGCGCUGGAGCUGUGCCACCAUCUACCUGGUGAACCUGAUGGUGGCCGAUCUGCUUUACGUGCCGACGCUGCCCUUCCUCAUCAUCGCCUACUCCUUGGGUGACAGGUGGCCCUUCGGGGAACUGCUGUGCAGGCUGGUGCGCUUCCUGUUCUACACCAACCUCUACGGCAGCAUCCUGCUGCUGACCUGCAUCUCUGUGCAUCGCUUCCUGGGAGUGUGCCACCCUGUGCGUUCCCUGCCCUACCGGACCCGCCGGCAUGCCAUGCUGGGCACGGCAGCCACCUGGGCCCUGGUGGUGCUCCAGCUGCUGCCCACACUGGGCUUCUCCCACACGGGCUACAUCGACGGCCAGACGAUCUGCUACGACAUGACCAGCCCAGAUAACUUUGAUCAGUUUUUCGCCUACGGUAUAGUUCUGAUGUUGUCUGGCUUUCUUUCCCUUCUCGGUCAUCGUGGUGUGCUACUCGCUGAUGGUCAGGAGCCUGACCAAGUCAGAGGAGACCCUCGUGAGGACGGGGAAAGCAGUCCGGGCCAAGUCCAUCCGCACCAUCCUGCUGGUGUGCAGCCUCUUCACCCUGUGCUUCGUGCCCUUCCACAUCACACGCUCCUUCUACCUCACACUCCGCUUCCUGACCUCCCAGGACUGCCAGCUUUUGGUGGUGGCCAGCUUGGCCUACAAGAUAUGGAGGCCUCUGGUGAGCAUGAGCAGCUGCCUCAACCCAGUCCUGUACUUUCUCUUAGCGGGAAAAACAGAGUCAGGCUCCUCCAAAAACUGAGGCAUAACAAGGUGGGUGCGCACCCAGCUGGACCCAGGGAGGGGGGUCCAGGGUUGGGCAGAUCUGGGCGCUGUCAAGAUGAAGUGUGGAGAAAAUGA